AUGAGUCCCCACAGUGUUGCUGGUUGGAACGUGUUACUCUACACAACUCACCACAGUUUUGCUGGUUGGACCUUGUUACUCUACAUGAGUCCCCACAGUGUUGCUGGUUGGACCUUGUUACUCUACAUGAGUCCCCACAGUGUUGCUGGUUGGACCUUGUUAUUCUACUUGAGUCACCACAGUGCUGCUGGUUGGACCAUGUUAGUCUACAUGAGUCACCUCAGUGGUGCUGCUUGGACCUUGUUCCUCUACGUGAGUCCCCACAGUGUUGCUGAUUGGACCGUGUUAGUCUACAUGAGUCACCACAGUAAUGCUGCUUAA
This is a messenger RNA of Leptidea sinapis, 321 nucleotides long. RefSeq lists its product as uncharacterized. The record is from RefSeq and is a predicted model, not a curated record. Lineage: Eukaryota; Metazoa; Arthropoda; Insecta; Lepidoptera; Pieridae. The transcript has a single exon. The coding region runs from base 1 to 321 and encodes 106 amino acids.